GCUGCCCAUGAUGCGACAACAAUUUUCACACUUCUGUAAAGAAAUAGCUUUUUUAAACAAUUAAAUUAGAAAAUUAUAUAACUAUAAAGGAAACUCGUAGUGUAAACUCGGAAUCAUAAAUUAUCAGAAAAUGAACGCAAGGAACUUGACGCAAAACUAGUUCAGUGCUCAACAAGUUCCACGAAGCAGACGGACUCGAUUGUUGAACCAAUAAUUUAUCUGCUGACGCUCAAAUAAAUAUAGUGGAAUAUGCAUUAUUUGAUGCCACAAUAAUAAAUCAUUAUUAAAUUAUUACAUGCAUGUUAAACAAAGUACUUUUAGUAGAAAAUGACUGACAUUAAGGAAAUCGUUGUUAUUGUUAAAUGGAGUGGCAAGGAGUAUCCCAUUGCCGAUCUAACCGACCAGGACACAGUUGAGGUGCUGCGCCACGAAAUCUUUCGCAAAACACAAGUGCGACCGGAACGCCAAAAAUUAUUGAAUCUGAAGCACAAAGGCAAACCGGCAGCCGACAAUAUAAAACUACAUGCCCUCGAGCUGAAGCCCAAUUUCAAGCUGAUGAUGGUUGGUUCCACAGAGGCGGACAUUGAGGACGCCUGCAGUCUGCCCGAAGACAUUGGCGAGGUCAUCGAUGAUUUCGAUGAUGCCGACGAGCGGGAGGAGUCCGUCGAGAAUUCUGCCGUCUACCUGGCCAAAGUGCAGCGUCGCGUGCAACAUUAUAAGAUCACCGAGCUGUCGCCGCCACGUGAGGGCAAACAUUUGCUUGUCUUGGACAUUGAUUAUACCCUUUUCGAUCAUCGUUCGCCCGCCGAGCAGGGCACGGAGCUGAUGCGUCCCUUUUUGCACGAGUUUCUCACGUCAGCGUAUGAGAACUAUGAUAUAGUGAUCUGGUCGGCAACCAGCAUGCGCUGGAUUGAGGAGAAGAUGCGCCUGCUUGGCGUCGCCAAUAAUGAUAGCUACAAAAUAAUGUUCUACCUCGACUCGAAUGCCAUGAUCUCAGUGCAUGUGCCGGAGCGCGGCGUUGUCGAUGUGAAGCCGCUGGGUGUCAUCUGGGGUCUGUACAAGCAGUAUAGCUCGAAGAAUACGAUCAUGUUUGACGAUAUACGUCGCAAUUUUAUGAUGAAUCCCAAGUCAGGACUCAAGAUACGUCCAUUUCGACAGGCGCAUUUGAAUCGCUCCAAGGACAAGGAGCUGCUGAAACUGUCCAACUAUCUCCGCCAGAUUGCCUUGCACUGCAAAGAUUUCAAUUUGCUUAAUCAUCGCAAAUGGGAGCACUACGAACCGAAAAAGAACUCUUAAUAGGCAUUUUACAAUUUACGAGUUAAGCACUUUAUGUAAUAAGAUUCUCUUAAUUUGUAUUCCAUUAAAAAUAAUUUUUUAACGCA
Messenger RNA from Drosophila grimshawi, 1382 nucleotides. It is a transcript of the gene Ublcp1, whose product is annotated as ubiquitin-like domain-containing CTD phosphatase 1. Gene Ontology annotation, cellular component: nucleus. Gene Ontology annotation, biological process: protein dephosphorylation. Gene Ontology annotation, molecular function: protein binding; protein serine/threonine phosphatase activity. The coding region runs from base 328 to 1296 and encodes 322 amino acids. The record is from RefSeq and is a predicted model, not a curated record. The transcript has 3 exons. NCBI's taxonomy places the organism in Eukaryota, Metazoa, Arthropoda, Insecta, Diptera, Drosophilidae.